GGACAACAGAAGACAGAGAAAUCCUCCUCAUCACAAACAUGAGUGUGAUCUGCGUCCUCAUCUGGACUCUCCUCUGCUGCUGCUUCACAGAGUCCAGAGGCCAGGUCACAGUGACUCAGUCUGCAGCAGUCAGCUCUGCUGUGGGACAAACCGUCACCAUCACAUGCAGGACCAGUCAGAACGUUUAUGUUCAUAACAGUAAGCACUAUUUAGCCUGGUACCAACAGAAAGAUGGACAACCUCCUAAGAGGCUCAUUUACAGAGCCAGCACUCGAGAUUCAGGGAUUCCAGAUCGUUUUACAGGCAGUGGAUCAAACUCUGACUUCACUCUGACCAUCAGUGGAGUUCAAGCUGAAGAUGCUGCAGUUUAUUACUGUCAGAGUGAUCACAGUCCGUAUGUGUUCACACAGUAUAAAACCGUCUGCUGCUGCUUCACAGAGUCCAGAGGCCAGGUCACAGUGACUCAGUCUGCAGCAGUCAGCUCUGCUGUGGGACAAACCAUCACCAUCACAUGUCGGACCAGUCAGAACCCCAGCUAUUUAGCCUGGUACCAACAGAAAGAUGGACAACCUCCUAAAAGGCUCAUUUACAGCAUCAGCACUCGAGAUUCAGGGACUCCAGGCCGUUUUACAGGCAGUGGAUCAAACUCUGACUUCACUCUGACCAUCAGUGGAGUUCAAGCUGAAGAUGCUGCAGUUUAUUACUGUCAGAGUUAUCAUUAUAUCAACAGUCAGAGAGUGUUCACACAGUGA
This is a messenger RNA of Salarias fasciatus (jewelled blenny), 752 nucleotides long. Its product is annotated as immunoglobulin kappa light chain-like. The transcript is spliced from 4 exons. The coding region runs from base 39 to 752 and encodes 237 amino acids. The record is from RefSeq and is a predicted model, not a curated record. Lineage: Eukaryota; Metazoa; Chordata; Actinopteri; Blenniiformes; Blenniidae.